AUGAGUGGUUCCCUCCUCCGUCUUACCGUCCUCUACACUACAGUACUCGGCUUUCUAAGGUUGCACCUUGCUCAUAAGCACAAUCUUGCGCAUGCUCUAAAUUCGCGCGAGAUUAAAGAGAUUCUCAUUCAGUCUUUGAAGCAUCAUUCCAUCAAUGAGUUCUUGGAGGCUUUUGUCAACAUACGAGACAACAGCUGCCCCCCCGGCAAACAAAUAGACUGGGCCAUCGUAGCCCAUGUGGCGGAUUAUCUCUGGCUUAGCAGCGUGCUUGAUGGGCUCCCGUCUUCUUAUCCACAUGACAAGCCCGCGUGGCAGCUCGUUUUGGUAGUACUUCGGCGACACUUUCCCUUUCUCGACAAAGAACAGCUCGUACCGGAGGAUGUGCACGAGCUGAUCGGUUGUGUCAGCCCGCAAGAGCAUCUUGAUGCCGCCAGCUGCCGCAACAUCAUUAGUCGCAUCUGCAAUGGCAAAGAUAGCCAAGGCCGGCAAGAAGUUGGGGCAUGCAAUGACAUGAUAGCCAGGAGAGGCGCACUUUGGAGCGCUAUAGUAGGUGAUGAUGGUGACGAAGACGCCAUUCAUGCUCAAUUUAUGGGCUAUCAUGAGCGACGACAAGAUAGCGCCAACGAUAUUGAGAAUGACGAAGAAUAUGGCCCAAAUGAUCAGCUGCUAAAGGAACUGAAAGAGCGUGCAGUGCAGACUUUGCAAGAGGUCGGAAAUAAAGAUCUAACGGAGUUGCGUAACGAAGCACUCGUCAUUGUUACGAGUGCCAAGGAGAUCAUGAGACAGAUUAGAGGGGGGAAAGCCCACGGGAGCCGCACACCAGGCGCUCAACUUGCAGUAAGCGACGAAGACUAUCAAGAACGACUUCAAAGAGGGAGGAACCACAUUAUUGAGCAGCUCCAUAAGAAAUUUGGUGAAGAUGAAGAGGAUCAAGACGGGGAUUACGACCCUUUCUCACAAACCUGUCCUGAAACGGCCCCGCAGAAUUUAGAUACCGACAUCGACGAGAGUCAGCCAGAAGCCGAGUCCGAGACAAACGAUCGAGAGAUUCCUUAUGUUAAUCAAUUCCCGGUAUCCGGAAACAACAAAAUCAGCGAAACCAGCUUCGACAAUAGGUGCGAAUCCACUGUGGGCGGUGGAGCCACCACAGCUAGGGAAGAGAAUAUGGGAGAGCAAGUCGCUACAGCCAUAGAAGAGCAAACCGCUACGGCGAGAGGGGCUACUGAUGAAAAGCAAGCCGCUACAGACGGACAAGCUACAACAGAAACGGAAGCCCAUGCAGAAUGGCGAGCUGCUACAAAAGAGCAUAUCGCUGCAGAACAGUCCGUCACUUCACCAUAUCAAGACGCUACGAGAGGGCAAGUCGCCACAGAAGAGCGAGAUCCUAUAAAAGGAUAUGUUUUCGUAGUAUCAGAGAAAUCUGCUGACGAUGAGCAAGCCGCUGUAGGCAAUUCAUCUCGUCCUUCGAGUAUUCCAAAUCUCCAAAGCUUUUGGGGCACCCAAAGAGGGCCUACUGAAGAGCUCUCAACAUAUGGGGAGAAUUUAGAUGAGUUGAAAGCACAUCAAGAGCAAGGGGCUAAGACCGACCUACAACUUAGCCAUGUGGAAACACCCGUGGAGCGAGAGGAUAUGACCGACCGGGGUACCGUUGUCGAUUCAAUAACCGAAGAUGAGAUCGAUCAUGUAGAGAUGGCUGAUCAGAAAACUUCAGCUGGCUCGGGCUUGGACGAGCGUCGCUUACCUGGGAUCCAAGGAAAGUCUGAGCUCCAGCAACAGAAACGAAAGUGGACGGCAGAUGACGGGAACAACGGGCAACGGAAACGGGGGAAAGUCGAGAAUAUGACGCCGGUGCCGUUUGGUGAUGUUGAGCCUGUUGAUCUCCGUGUCGAGUACGACAUGUCGAUGGCAAUAUAUCGUUUAUUCCCGAUUGAGACUGCUUGGGCCAUGAUCAGCAAUUGUUUACAGUUACUAGAGGAGCGAGAUUACGUCGCCUAUUACGCGCACCUCUAUACCACCCUGCGAGACCACCCAAACAUCAAGGAAGAGAUGAUGCCGCAGUCGACAGCCGCAAUUUUGAAAAAAAUUCACGAGAGGUUUAACAUGCUACCGAAUGCGCCGAAUAAAACACAAGUAGAGGACGCAAUACGCAAUGAAGAACCGCAGUUCGCCUGGUUGAUAUAUGACAGGAUUGGGCCUUCACUGGUCGCACAAAGGGACUCGUUUCAGUUGUGGAAGAAUAUGCUGCAAGACCGCGACCAGCUGCUCCGCCUGCAAACAAUUUGUCUUAGGCUUUACAAUUUGGUCGCUCCAGGUCAAAUCACUGACGCACAGUCUUUUGAUGCGAUGGCUUUCGAGAAAAGCAUGAUGGCCACCCUCAAACAGAGUUCCUGCGCACUGAUGAUGAUUCGAAUCGUCAAAAGCGGCAUGGUCAGAUGCGGUGUGGAUUUUCAAGACUGCAAUCCAGUCACCGAGGAAGAAUUUCAGGCAUUGUUCAGCCGAAUGCACGUAGCCUUUGCUAAGCUGAAGAAGCAGAAGUGCUCAGGUGGAACAUGCAUGGCUAAAGGGGUGCUGGCAGCAACCGACCGUGCACAAAGGCGAAGCCGGCCGACUUUGACAGCGACGUGGCAAAGAAAGUUGACUCUCAAAGCCCCAGCAGUUAUCAAAACGUAUGUUUACGCGCAAACAAUCGCGACCGAGGCGGAGAAGCAGCCUCAAGCUGAUGUAGAAAAACAGCCUAAAACGCAGACAGAUCGAGUGGUAAAAGCGGCUACGGCUGCGCCUGCAUCAUACAAAAGCCCGAGCCUCCUUGAAAUUAAGAAAGAAUUUUUUAUUCGAUCGUCGCUCAAGCCUUCCAAUGCGUUACGAGACUCCCAAAGAGAAAAACACCUACAACUGGCCAAGCGCUUAGCUUCUGUCGACGAAGGAACCGGCAAGAACAUGCAGGAGUGCCUGGACAAGUCUGAUCGGGCAGAGGAAUAUUACCUCCUGCUGCUGUCGCUAGUCCGGACCAGAAAAAUACCUCUGCAUAUUCUACCAGACUCGGCCCGACAUAUACUAUCGCCCGUCCUCAAUGAUGAUCUAGGAACCACAGUCCAAGUCGACGGUGCUAGCGAGUCGCAGCUCUCUAGAUGGUUUCUGCUGCUCAGACCCUGGCGGCCUUCCCGGCACUACCGGGAGACCGGCAAAGAGUGGGCCGAGAUGCUCAACCAAUAUGGUAGUUUCGAAACUGUUGAGUUUCGUGCGGCAUUUGAAAUCGUGUUGGCUGACUUUCGCGCCACGAUUCACCGUGAGGUCGGUGAACUGCUCAAGUACGAGUCUCGCUGCCUAGAAAUAGCCAUAUUGCGAAACAAGAUCGGGAACAGAGUCGUCCGCGAGACAUCUCUACAGCAUGGGCACAAGUCGUCACCGCCAUCAGCCUCGCUUAACGGUGCCGUAGGCCAUAUGAUGACGGAAAGCUCUCCGAUAUUCGACAAAAAUUCCGCGGAGCGCCAGGUAUUCGAGAGCGAAGCGGUCGAAGCCGCAGCGUCCAUCCUAAAUACUCCGGCUUUUCAGGAUAGCCCUAAAUCAAUGGAAGGGAUACUAUUCUCGUAUAAUUAUAGGAAGGCGAAGGUUGUAUCAGAAGUACAGACAGGAGCAUGCUGUUCAGACAACGCUACCCGAGGAGAAGGCAGCUUACAAAACGAUGGAACAGCCGAAAUCGGGGUUGAAUGCGGCGAUAGCAAAGCCGCACGAACAAGAAGCAUUUUCCUAGAUAUGGCUACACAAAUGGGCGGAAAUCCAGCGUCUGGCAACCACGCACAGAGAGAUGCCAUGCCAGGCGCACAUGAGAGUGUACAAACAGAAGUUUUUAACUCAGAUACCACGACACAAAUGGAGCGCCCACCAAUGUCUAGGACUACCGCACCGACAGAAACGCAGACAAAGAGUGUACCCGGUACCCACCAGGCUAUGCAGACAGACACCUUCUACUCGGACAGCGGCACACAGGUGAAUAUCACUUCGACGUCUGACCAUGAGACACAGACAAAGACUAUACGCGGUACCCACCAGGCUAUGCAGACAGACACCUUCUACUCGGACAGCGGCACACAGAUGAAUAACACUUCGACUCCGACAUGCAACCAUGAGACACAGACAAAGACUAUACGCGGUACCCACCAGGCUAUGCAGACAGACACCUUCUACUCGGACAGCGGCACACAGAUGAAUAACACUUCGACUCCGACAUGCAACCAUGAGACACAGACAAAGACUAUACGCGGUACCCACCAGGCUAUGCAGACAGACACCUUCUACUCGGACAGCGGCACACAGAUGAAUAACACUUCGACUCCGACAUGCAACCAUGAGACACAGACAAAGACUAUACGCGGUACCCACCAGGCUAUGCAGACAGACACCUUCUACUCGGACAGCGGCACACAGAUGAAUAACACUUCGACUCCGACAUGCAACCAUGAGACACAGACAAAGACUAUACGCGGUACCCACCAGGCUAUGCAGACAGACACCUUCUACUCGGACAGCGGCACACAGAUGAAUAACACUUCGACUCCGACAUGCAACCAUGAGACACAGACAAAGACUAUACGCGGUACCCACCAGGCUAUGCAGACAGACACCUUCUACUCGGACAGCGGCACACAGAUGAAUAACACUUCGACUCCGACAUGCAACCAUGAGACACAGACAAAGACUAUACGCGGUACCCACCAGGCUAUGCAGACAGACACCUUCUACUCGGACAGCGGCACACAGAUGAAUAACACUUCGACUCCGACAUGCAACCAUGAGACACAGACAAAGACUAUACGCGGUACCCACCAGGCUAUGCAGACAGACACCUUCUACUCGGACAGCGGCACACAGAUGAAUAACACUUCGACUCCGACAUGCAACCAUGAGACACAGACAAAGACUAUACGCGGUACCCACCAGGCUAUGCAGACAGACACCUUCUACUCGGACAGCGGCACACAGAUGAAUAACACUUCGACUCCGACAUGCAACCAUGAGACACAGACAAAGACUAUACGCGGUACCCACCAGGCUAUGCAGACAGACACCUUCUACUCGGACAGCGGCACACAGAUGAAUAACACUUCGACUCCGACAUGCAACCAUGAGACACAGACAAAGACUAUACGCGGUACCCACCAGGCUAUGCAGACAGACACCUUCUACUCGGACAGCGGCACACAGAUGAAUAACACUUCGACUCCGACAUGCAACCAUGAGACACAGACAAAGACUAUACGCGGUACCCACCAGGCUAUGCAGACAGACACCUUCUACUCGGACAGCGGCACACAGAUGAAUAACACUUCGACUCCGACAUGCAACCAUGAGACACAGACAAAGACUAUACGCGGUACCCACCAGGCUAUGCAGACAGACACCUUCUACUCGGACAGCGGCACACAGAUGAAUAACACUUCGACUCCGACAUGCAACCAUGAGACACAGACAAAGACUAUACGCGGUACCCACCAGGCUAUGCAGACAGACACCUUCUACUCGGACAGCGGCACACAGAUGAAUAACACUUCGACUCCGACAUGCAACCAUGAGACACAGACAAAGACUAUACGCGGUACCCACCAGGCUAUGCAGACAGACACCUUCUACUCGGACAGCGGCACACAGAUGAAUAACACUUCGACUCCGACAUGCAACCAUGAGACACAGACAAAGACUAUACGCGGUACCCACCAGGCUAUGCAGACAGACACCUUCUACUCGGACAGCGGCACACAGAUGAAUAACACUUCGACUCCGACAUGCAACCAUGAGACACAGACAAAGACUAUACGCGGUACCCACCAGGCUAUGCAGACAGACACCUUCUACUCGGACAGCGGCACACAGAUGAAUAACACUUCGACUCCGACAUGCAACCAUGAGACACAGACAAAGACUAUACGCGGUACCCACCAGGCUAUGCAGACAGACACCUUCUACUCGGACAGCGGCACACAGAUGAAUAACACUUCGACUCCGACAUGCAACCAUGAGACACAGACAAAGACUAUACGCGGUACCCACCAGGCUAUGCAGACAGACACCUUCUACUCGGACAGCGGCACACAGAUGAAUAACACUUCGACUCCGACAUGCAACCAUGAGACACAGACAAAGACUAUACGCGGUACCCACCAGGCUAUGCAGACAGACACCUUCUACUCGGACAGCGGCACACAGAUGAAUAACACUUCGACUCCGACAUGCAACCAUGAGACACAGACAAAGACUAUACGCGGUACCCACCAGGCUAUGCAGACAGACACCUUCUACUCGGACAGCGGCACACAGAUGAAUAACACUUCGACUCCGACAUGCAACCAUGAGACACAGACAAAGACUAUACGCGGUACCCACCAGGCUAUGCAGACAGACACCUUCUACUCGGACAGCGGCACACAGAUGAAUAACACUUCGACUCCGAAUCGAGCUAUGCUCUGCCAUCAAUUUGUUGUCCAGCGCGGGAAGGGAUCCGCAUAG
Messenger RNA from Cordyceps fumosorosea ARSEF 2679, 6501 nucleotides. RefSeq lists its product as hypothetical. The record is from RefSeq and is a predicted model, not a curated record. The transcript has a single exon. The coding region runs from base 1 to 6501 and encodes 2166 amino acids. NCBI's taxonomy places the organism in Eukaryota, Fungi, Ascomycota, Sordariomycetes, Hypocreales, Cordycipitaceae.